This is a messenger RNA of Leptopilina boulardi, 3040 nucleotides long. RefSeq names its product 26S proteasome non-ATPase regulatory subunit 2-like. Gene Ontology annotation, molecular function: enzyme regulator activity. NCBI's taxonomy places the organism in Eukaryota, Metazoa, Arthropoda, Insecta, Hymenoptera, Figitidae. Gene Ontology annotation, cellular component: proteasome storage granule; nucleus; proteasome complex. The record is from RefSeq and is a predicted model, not a curated record. Gene Ontology annotation, biological process: regulation of protein catabolic process; proteasome-mediated ubiquitin-dependent protein catabolic process. The coding region runs from base 86 to 2815 and encodes 909 amino acids. The transcript is spliced from 15 exons.
CACUUUAUUCAACUUCACGUUAUUUCCAUUUAUUUUACAAGCAGAAUCUUGUUAGAUAACGAAUUUAAUUACCUAAUUGACGAAAAUGUCUCAAACUGUUAACAAAUCUAAACCAGAGACGGAAAUUCAUAAAAAUGAAGACGAUACAUGUUUGGAAGAAGAUCUUCUGCAGAUAGUUGAAGAUUUAUCAAACAAUAGUGAAAAUGAAUUAAUGACAUCGUUGAUACAAUUGAAAAAAUUGAUGCAAACUUCGACAACGUCAAUGACAUCAGUUCCAAAGCCUUUGAAAUACUUAAGAAACUCUUAUGAUCUUUUGAAAAGAAUUUAUGGGAAAAUUAAAACAAAAGAAGUUAAAGUCCAAUUUGCUGAUAUUCUCAGUGUUUUAGCAUUGGCAGGUGCCACUUACAGUUCAAGGGAAUGUCUCAAUUUUUGUCUCCAAGGAACAAUGAUUGAUCCUGGUGAUUGGGGUCAUGAAUACAUUCGACGAUUGGAAUUGGAAAUUAUUGAUGAAUGGUCGAAUAUGCCAAUUGAACACGAACAUAUAAUUAAAAAACAGUUAAUGUCAUUGAUAAAGAAUAUAAUAAAAUUUGAUAUGAAGGAUAAUGCUGAAAUUCAAGCAUGUGAUCUCAGUUUAGAGAUAGAUCAAAUAGAAUUAUUAGAUAAACAUUUGGAUUCGACAAAUUAUUUAAGAGUUUGUAAUUAUCUCGCAAGUUGUGCUGCUUACAGCGAAGAAUUCGAUCGACAAAAAAUUUUGCAAUCAGUGGCAAAUAAUUAUUUAAAAUUUGGCGAUUAUUGUAAGGCAAUUUUAAUAGCCAUGCAACUUCAAGAUUAUGAUUUAGUUUCCGAGUGUUUUACAAUCUGUCCUGAUUCAUUAAUGAAAAAGCAAUUAGCAUUCUUAGUGGCCAGACAGCAGGAUAAGCCAUUGAGAAAAGAUUACAAGGGUGAAGAAGCAAAUGAUAUUGAGACAAUAAUAAGCAAUGUACAUGUGAAUGAACAUUUUCAAAUGCUAGCCCGAGAAUUAGAUAUUUUAGAACCUAAAUUACCAGAGGAAAUUUAUAAAUCUUGGUUGGAACAAACAGGAAUUUUAAAACGAAUAGAACACGAUUCAGCUAGAGCAAAUUUGGCUGCUAGUUUUGCUUCCGGUUUUGUACAUACUGGAUUUGGAGUUGAUAAAUUAAUGUCGGAUCCAGAGGAAUCUUGGGUUUACAAAAACAAGGAACAUGGGAUGCUGUCAGCGACUGCUUCAUUGGGCCUAAUUCACAUGUGGGACGUGGACGGAGGACUUGUACCAAUCGACAAGUAUCUUUAUUCAAAUGAAGAUUUUAUCAAAUCUGGAGCUCUAUUGGCAAUUGGUAUAGUGAAUUGUGGCGUUCGCAAUGAAUGUGAUCCAGCCUUGGCACUUCUCAAUGAAUACGUAAUGGAUCAAAAUCAAAAAUUAAGAAUUGGUGCUGUUUUGGGUCUUGGUAUGGCUUACGCUGGCACUCAAAGAAAUGACGUCUCACAAUUAAUGAUCAAUGUAUUAUUGGACAGACAAAGCUCCAGGGAAAUUGUGUCACUUGCUGCUAUUUCAUUGGGUCUAAUAAAUGUUGGCUCAACUAAUUCCGAAGCGUCUUCGACAAUUCUUCAAAAACUCUUGGAGUCCACACCUCAGGAAUUAUCAGAUACAUACUCCAGAUUUCUUCCACUCGCCUUGGGAUUAAUUUACAUGGGUCGUCGUGAUGCUAUUGAAACACUUUCGGCAGCUCUUGAAGUUUUACCAGAACCUUACAAAUUAGCUUCCCAAACAAUGCUUCAAGUUUGCUCAUAUGCUGGUACCGGUGACGUUUUAAUAGUUCAAGAAUUAUUGCAAAUCUGUUCGGAACCAGUGGACAGUGAUAAAAUUUCUUCAAAAUCGACAAAUAGUGUGCCACCAGAUAAUUGCUGUCAACCACCCGCUUUGCCUUCGAUUUUCAACUUUCAAGGAAAUAACAACGAUAAAAAUUCGCCAAAAAGCAAAACUUCCUCAGAAACUAAUAAAGAAGAUUCUCCCUCGUUCAUUGGUCUUUCUCAAGCUAUCGCUUCUCUUGGAGUUGGUGUCGUCGGUCUAGCCGAGGGGAAAGAGAAUUCAAGAAUAUUUGGACAGGUUGGAAGAUAUGGUCCUCCACAGGCACGAAGGGCCGUUCCACUUGCUUUGGCUCUAUCAUCAAUAUCGAAUCCCGAUCCAGCAUUAGUCGACGUAUUAAAUAAAUAUAGUCACGAUAAUGAUUCAGAAGUGUCAUUAAAUGCAAUUUUUGGACUAGGACUCAUUGGGGCUGGAACAAAUAAUGCACGAUUAGCGACAAUGUUAAGACAACUUGCUGCCUAUCAUGCAAAAAAUUCUUCACAUUUAUUUUUAGUUCGCAUAUCCCAAGGACUUAUUCAUCUUGGAAAAGGAACACUAUCACUAUGUCCUUUGAGAUUUUCUUCUAAAGUAUUGGAUUACACAGCACUGGCUGGAUUAAUGGUCGUUUUCGUUGCUUUUCUGGACUGCAAAAAUCUAAUUUUAAGCAAAUCGCAUUAUUUGUUGUAUUGUUUGGCUACUGCAAUUGAACCCCGUUGGAUUGUUACUCUCGACAAGGAUUUAAAAACUCUGCCUGUGUCAGUUCGAGUUGGUCAAGCUGUGGAUACAAUUGGUAAAGUUGGGAAUCCCAAAUGUAUUUCUGGUGGUCAUGUUCAUACUACUCCAGUAUUAAUUUCUGUCGGAGAAAGGGCCGAACUGGUAACAGAUGAUUACGAACCCCUCUCAAGUGUUAUGGAAGGUUUUGUUAUUUUACGCGAGAAAAUCAACAAAUCUUAAAAAAAAACAAAAAUUAACUAAAUAUUUCUAGUUUAUAAAUCAAUUUAUCUCGAGAAAGUUCCUUAAAAUACAAAACAAUUUUCUAGAUUAAGUUUCAAACUUAAUUAAUAAUUAAAUUAAUUAAUGGAUUUACAAGUAAAUUAUAAUUUAACGCGUCGAAAUAAUUCAACGAAUCUAUAUAAUUUAUAUAUAUAUAUAAAUAAAUUACAGACAAUGUUAAAUUGA